AUGGAAGAGACCAAACCUCUCUUCACCUCUGCGAUCAUGAGCGAGGUGAUGCCACAGAGGUUCCGGAUACCUCCCGUCAUCCAAUACUCUGGGUCCAGCGACCCGUCUGAGCAUAUAGAGGCAUAUCGCUCGUGGAUGCAAAUCCAAACAGCAAUAAACGCGAUGAUGUGCAGGGGAUUUUCAAUCACACUCACCGGAUCCGCUCGGAGUUGGUACCGUCAACUCAAACCCAACUCCAUCGAUUCCUUUGCAAAACUCAGCAAAUUAUUCCUUACCCAAUUCAUAAGUGGUAAGAAGAGCAGGAAGUCGAAUACCCAUUUGUUCACCAUUAAGCAAUGUCCUAAAGAAUCACUGAAGGAUUACAUCGCUCAUUUCAAUGAAGAAGCAUUGCAGGUGGAAGACUAUGACGACAAAAUGGUGCUCUCUACUGUGUUUAGUGGUUUGAGAGAGGGAAAGUUCACCUUCUCCAUUAGAAAGAAUCCACCAAAGACGUUAGCUGAGCUUGUCACCAGGGCUUACAAAUACACUAACACCGAGGAAUUCUCCAAUAUCCGCAAAAAUGUCCAAGUAGCGGAGUUGACGAGCAAGGGGAAGAGGUCGAGGUACGAAGAGCCCUCAUCGGCAAAUAAAAAACCAGACGACCACGCUCUUCGAGAUCGUUGUCCGAGCAGGAAAUCUGAGGAAAAAUUCCAUUCCUACACUCCCCUCAACACAUCUACUGAACAAAUACUACUGGACAUCAAAGGACAGAAGCUCUUGAAUUGGCCUGUUUGCAUGAAAGCGGACCCAGAUCAUCAAGACAAGCGCAAGUAUUUUUGUUUCCACCGUGAUCAUGACCACAACACGGCUGACUGCGUGGAUUUCAAAGAUGAGUUGAGACUCUUAUCUGUAAAGGUCAUCUGCGUCGAUAUACCAAGGAAGAGAGAACAGCUUGAAGAGAAAAACGAGAGCAGCCAAGCAAUCCUGCGGAAGAACCGGCUGAAAUUCGUACCAUCUUUGGUAGUUCAUCUGGUGGAGGAGUUUGAAACAGGGCCCAUAAGGCUCAUUCCCGGAAGUCUGAUUUGGAACUCUACAUCCACUUGA
Molecule: messenger RNA, 1083 nt
Organism: Magnolia sinica
Lineage: Eukaryota; Viridiplantae; Streptophyta; Magnoliopsida; Magnoliales; Magnoliaceae
Exons: 1
Coding region: 1-1083 (360 amino acids)
Source: RefSeq, a predicted model, not a curated record